AUGCCCAACUUUCAAUACAAAAUUAACAUACUUGAAUAGAAUUCUGAUAGGAAAAUUGAAUAGGUAUAUAUCAAUUCUCUAAAAAACAAAAGAUUUAAUUGAAUAAAUUGAGAAGAAAAAGUAAAAUUACAAAAUAUUAUAGUGUUAUUGGAGAAAGAGAAAAAAGUAUGAUUACAUUGGAUUCUAAAAAGCAAAAAAUACAUUGGUUCAAACCACUUUCCUAAUCGAGAUUUGCAAUUCAGGAGAUUUGGUUUUUCAAAAGGAUGGUUAAAUACUUGGAAAGUACAUUAGCAGUUUUUAUUAUUAUAGAUAAAAAAUUGAAAUAGGUCAAAAAAUGGAAUAAAUCUAGAACAAAUUAAAUAUUUAGAAUUUAAAGGAGAAUAUGGUUCUGAGGGUUAAAAAAUUAAUUAAUGGAACUACUUUUGGAAGGGAGAGAAAAUUGUAGGUGGUAUCUACAAUUAAACUGGAUAAAAAUAAGGAAAAUGGCAAGAUUUAUGUGAGAAUUAUUGGGAGUAUUAAAAUACGAUAUUAAACAUUAGUAUGA
Molecule: messenger RNA, 544 nt
Organism: Paramecium octaurelia
Lineage: Eukaryota; Ciliophora; Oligohymenophorea; Peniculida; Parameciidae
Source: the annotation of a GenBank genome assembly